Molecule: messenger RNA, 1479 nt
Organism: Pecten maximus
Lineage: Eukaryota; Metazoa; Mollusca; Bivalvia; Pectinida; Pectinidae
Product: arylsulfatase J-like
Exons: 14
Coding region: 35-1459 (474 amino acids)
Source: RefSeq, a predicted model, not a curated record
GUAAACUCAGUGCCGUUACACCAUUACAGACAGCAUGGAGUCGGUCCUAUACAAACUCGUCAUCCUCCUCAGUUAUGUUGUAUACAUCCGAGCAGCAUCGCGUCCACAUAUUAUAUUUAUGGUAUCGGACGAUUUAGGGUGGAAUGACGUUGGCUGGCACAAUUCACACAUAGGUAGUUACUAUCUGACCAAAUUUGCACGUGAGGGAGUCACGCUGAACAGCUCAUACAUGCAGCCAAUAUGUUCACCAUCGAGGGGAAGCUUUCUCAGUGGUUAUUAUCCUUUUCACACUGGAUUACAGCACGGCAUCAUCAGUGAUUCCCAGCCCAAGUAUUUGCCUUCAAACUUCACUCUUCUACCAGAAAAACUCAAGGAGCUGGGAUAUGCGACUCACAUGGUAGGAAAGUGGCAUUUGGGAUUCUGUGACUGGCAAUACACCCCGAAUCACCGGGGAUUCGAUAGUUUUAUGGGUUACUACAGUGGCGCGGAGGAUUACUAUACCCACCAAUCUGGGCGUGGGUAUGACUUCCGUUUCAAUGACGACAUUCAUCACGCGCCAGCGGGAGAAUAUUCCACAGAGACGUACACAAAACGGCUAAUGGACAUUAUACACCAGCACGAUCCUCAAAACCAGCCGCUCUUUCUGUAUGUGGCCUAUCAGAAUGUCCACUCGCCCUUACAGGUUCCCCAACAUUAUGAAGACCUACACUCACAUAUCCCUAAUGCCAAUCGUAGGUCGUUUACAGGUAUGGUAAAUGCAAUGGACGAUUCUUUUGGCAACAUUACAGCCGCCCUCAAAGCAGGUGGAUAUUGGGACAACCUCCUUAUCAUCUUUACAUCAGAUAAUGGCGGCGCAAUAACUGAAGGCGGUAAUAACUGGCCACUGAGAGGUAACAAGGGUACACUGUGGGAGGGAGGCACCCGAGUACCGGGAUUCGUGUAUAGUCCUACCCUCCUGGCAAAGACUGGCUAUACCAAUUCUGAAAUGAUACAUGCUGUCGACUGGUUUCCGACAAUACUAACAGCUGCUGGGGGCAUAACUGAUCACCACAUGGAUGGUAUUAGUCAGUGGGACAUGCUUCAGCACGGAACGCAUUCGGCCAGAACGGAGUUUGUCUACAAUAUAGAUGACAUCAGCGGUAAUGCAGCCAUUAGAGUCGGUGACUACAAACUUAUCACUGGGAAUGGAGGGGUCAGAAACGACUGGUAUCCGGUGAAUGGCCAUAUUCAUCACCACCACCAUACGACAACCUCCGGAUCCACGUCGCCACAACUUUUUAACUUGAGAGAUGACCCGACCGAGCACCAUGACAUCUCCAGUCAACACCCCGACAUCGUCAGUAACCUAGAGGCCAAGCUAGCCAACUACAGAAAAACACAGAUGACUGCACAGAAUCCGGAUCAGAUCCAACAUAUAUUGCAUCAGUACAAUAAUGUGUGGACUCCGGGUUGGUGUUGAAUAAAAUCGCAUGGAAAAUU